This is a messenger RNA of Physeter macrocephalus (sperm whale), 2277 nucleotides long. RefSeq names its product presenilin 2 (gene PSEN2). The record is from RefSeq and is a predicted model, not a curated record. The transcript has 10 exons. Gene Ontology annotation, cellular component: Z disc; lysosomal membrane; cell surface. Bases 1049 to 2128 code for a protein of 359 amino acids. Gene Ontology annotation, molecular function: aspartic endopeptidase activity, intramembrane cleaving. Gene Ontology annotation, biological process: protein processing; membrane protein ectodomain proteolysis; amyloid-beta metabolic process. Lineage: Eukaryota; Metazoa; Chordata; Mammalia; Artiodactyla; Physeteridae.
GUCCCUGAUGUCAGCCGAGAGCCCCAUGCCGCGCUCCUGCCAGGAAGGCAGGCAGGGCCUGGAGAACGGAGAGGGUGCUGCCCAGUGGAUGAAUAUGUAGAUGGAAUUCUCUCUGCAAAGAACUGAUACCAAAGAACAGCCACUUUUGAUUUUUGUUUCAUGUGGCUUUGUCUUGGCUGUUAAUGUAAUUAACAAAGCAGCUAAUGAUCCUGAAUUGCCACAAUUCCAAAACAAAUUCUUGCAGAUCAGUGUGUGCCAGCGCCUGGCAGGCGUCCUGUCCUCCUUCGCUGCCUCCUCAUUUCUACAGUAACCCAGAUCCUCCCAGAUGCUUGAUGCCCAGUCAGCCUCUUUGCUUCAGAGCUGCAAAUCUUGCAUGCUUCCUUUGGGGGGCGGGGCGGGGUGCCAAAAGUUCAAAGUAAUUUCUUCCUCUGCAAAUUCCCAGUGUCUUAUUCGCAAUCAGAGACAGUCCCCACAUCCCCAUGUGUGCUGACCAUUCUAGUUUGUGAUUUUUCAACCAACAGUGUUUAAUUUUCUGCCCUCCUCCUAUCACCUGGCCUGCCAAAUUAGUGUGGCCAUGUAAACAGAACUGAGUGGCAUCCUGAGUCCCUAUACUGAGGGAGGGGACGGAUCUUUAGACGUGUUCCAGACCUAUUCUGCAGACGGUCCUCUUCCACAGCUAAGCGGCCUCCCUUCCUGCGUCUGUGGUGGUCAGCGCCAACUUAAAUCUCUGUCGUCCUCGUAAACUUUUCAAAUGUCCUGCAAUUCCACCACUCCCACAUCUAAACUACAGCCCAUAGACUGGUUCUUACAUCUGGAAAGCAACAUUCAAACUUCUCGUUUCCUGUUCCAAAACACCCAUGCACUACGUCGCUAAGGCCUCUGGGGGGGCAUUCCAUGGCCCUCACAGCGUGGUUUCCCACAGAGAGGCCAGGAGAGCGAGGAGGACCAUGAGGAGGACCCCGACCGCUACGUCUGCAGCGGGGUCCCCGGGCGGCCACCAGGCCUGGAGGAGGAGCUGACCCUCAAAUAUGGGGCAAAGCACGUGAUCAUGCUGUUUGUGCCUGUCACGCUGUGCAUGAUCGUGGUGGUGGCCACCAUCAAGUCCGUGCGCUUCUACACGGAGAAGAAUGGACAGCUCAUCUACACACCUUUCACCGAGGAUACAUCUUCGGUGGGCCAGCGCUUCCUCAACUCCGUGCUCAACACCCUCAUCAUGAUCAGCGUCAUUGUCAUCAUGACCAUCUUCCUGGUCGUGCUCUACAAGUACCGCUGCUACAAGUUCAUCCACGGCUGGCUGAUCAUGUCCUCCCUGAUGCUGCUGUUCCUCUUCACCUACAUCUACCUUGGGGAAGUGCUCAAGACCUACAAUGUGGCCAUGGACUACCCCACCCUGUUGCUGACCGUCUGGAACUUCGGGGCAGUGGGCAUGGUGUGCAUCCACUGGAAGGGCCCCUUGGUGCUGCAGCAGGCCUAUCUCAUCAUGAUCAGCGCGCUCAUGGCGUUGGUGUUCAUCAAGUACCUCCCAGAGUGGUCUGCGUGGGUCAUCCUGGGCGCCAUCUCUGUGUACGAUCUUGUGGCUGUGCUGUGCCCCAAAGGGCCGCUGAGAAUGCUGGUAGAAACUGCCCAGGAGAGAAACGAGCCCAUAUUUCCUGCCCUGAUAUAUUCAUCUGCCAUGGUGUGGACAGUGGGCAUGGCCAAGUUGGACCCCUCCUCUCAGGGAGCCCUUCAGCUCCCCUACGACCCAGAGAUGGAAGAGGACUCCUAUGACAGUUUGGGGGAGCCCUCGUACCCUGAAGUCUUUGAGCCCCCGCUGCCUGGCUACCCGGGGGAGGAGCUGGAGGAGGAGGAGGAAAGGGGCGUGAAGCUCGGCCUCGGAGACUUCAUCUUCUACAGCGUGCUGGUGGGCAAGGCGGCAGCCACGGGCAGUGGGGACUGGAACACCACGCUGGCCUGCUUUGUGGCCAUCCUCAUCGGUUUGUGUCUGACCCUUCUGCUGCUCGCCGUGUUCAAGAAAGCGUUGCCUGCCCUCCCCAUCUCCAUCACGUUCGGGCUAAUCUUCUACUUCUCCACAGACAACCUGGUGCGGCCUUUCAUGGACACCCUGGCCUCCCAUCAGCUCUACAUCUGAGGGGAAGCCUGGGCACCGUGGCCUGGAAGCUGGAAGAAAUGGUAACUGGAUGCAGUUGUACAGUUUUACACUCUAGUGCCAUAUCUUUUUAAGACUUUUCUUUCCUUAAAAAAAGAGAGAAUAAAAAAAUGUUGCAUUUACUUUGUGAA